AUGGCUCACUCCAGACACUCACGACAUUACGACAGCGACACUUCGACCGACACGGAGGACACGACGCCAACCGAGUCGUCGGAUUCGUCUGAGGAGGAGGAGGAGGAGCGACCAAGACGACGGCGAAAGCGGCGACACUACGGGCAUGACGACGACAGGCGAGGGCUGAUACCGAAACGCUCUGCGCCGUCCUCUAACAACAACAUGCUCUGGCUUGGCGUCGGCCUCUUCGUUCUGCUUGCUGCUCUCGGUGUGGGAGCUUACUACUGGUGGACGCAUCGCGACGGUACUUCGUCGUCGUUUCUCGGCGGGACUGGCGCCUCGUCUGGCACAGGCGGGACGGGCGGGACAGGAUCAGGCUCGACAGACGACAGCAGCGGCAUUGGAGCAGGAGCAGGGUCUGCAGGUGUCGCGACAGGAGGAGCAGGUGGCGAUGCGACGGACACAGGAGGAGGAACCGACUCGCCAACAGCCGUCGCCUCUGGCAAUGCAGGCGCGACUGGUGGCGGCAGCUCUUCGUCUGGCGGAGCGGCGGCACCGUCAGGCUCAGGGAGUGCAACUGCCUCGGCGCCGGCGUCGAAUUCGACGGGCGCGACGACCGGCGGCAGCACUGGCGGCGGGAAAGGCCAGAUCUUGGGCUUCUGGGAGAACUGGAAGGGCAUGUCGAUCGCCGACACCAAGUUCUCGUCGUAUCAAAUCUGCGUCUGGUUCGUCGCCGUACCAGGGACUGCCGCUGAGAAAGGCGCUCUCACGAUGGGCGAAGGAGCGGUCAAGGCGAAGGACUGGGCGGCAGCGGCAACGAAGGCUGGGUGCAAGCCAGUAUUGUCCAUCGGCGGGUGGAGCGGCUCAAAUACGUUCAGCGGUCUCAUGGCGACGGAUACGAGUCGAAGUGACUUUGUUAACACGAUCAGCGCCGCGCUGGACGCGAACGGGUUCGUCGGCGCGGACCUCGACUGGGAGUAUCCGGGCAAGGCUGGCGCGACAAACGACUUCGACACCAAGAACGACUUGAACAAUUUCCUGACCUUCCUCAAGGCACUGCGUGCAAAAUUGGGCAAAGACAAGCUCAUCAGCGCCGAUACAUCAGCCGGCGUGUGGGUGGGAUCGGACGGCCAGCCUAGCAAGGACUUGAGCGCUUUCGCCGCCGUCCUCGACUUUAUCACUAUCAUGACCUAUGACUCGGUAACCUAUUCGGCGAAGGUGACAGGACCCAACUUCGCCCUCGACUCUUCCUGCGCCCCAACGAGCAACCAGUUUGCCAUUCCGAGCACGGUUAAGGCCUGGAUAGACGCCAAGUUCCCGGCGAAUAAGAUCAUGCUCGGUCUCGCUUCGUACGGCUAUGCAUGGAAGGUCGCCAACUUCCAGGCGAACGGUGUGAGCGGUGCCAAGUCCCCGAUCUACCAGGAAGCGUCCGGCACGCUGAGCGCUACAGAUGGGUCGGUAGACUACGAUAUCAACGUUUCGAAGGCGAGCAUCCUCUCGUAUCACACGCGUAGAGCACGACAAGCUUACUUCCCGUCUGGCGUACCGCAGAACAUUCCUUCGAUGCAGCGGACGUUCGACAAGUGCACUUCGACGCCGUUCCUUUACUCGAAGGAUACGCAGCUUUUCAUCGCUUAUGACGACGAGGAGAGCAUUGCCGCGAAGGGCGGUUACGCCGGCACGAACGGCUUGAUGGGCUGUUCUAUCUAUGCCGGCAUGACGCAGAACAAGGACGGGAAGCUGGCGGCAGCGGCAAAGAAAGUCUGCUGA
Rhodotorula toruloides NP11 is the source of this 1752-nucleotide messenger RNA. Its product is annotated as glycoside hydrolase family 18 protein. Gene Ontology annotation, cellular component: extracellular region. The coding region runs from base 1 to 1752 and encodes 583 amino acids. Gene Ontology annotation, molecular function: chitin binding; chitinase activity. The record is from RefSeq and is a predicted model, not a curated record. NCBI's taxonomy places the organism in Eukaryota, Fungi, Basidiomycota, Microbotryomycetes, Sporidiobolales, Sporidiobolaceae. The transcript has 11 exons. Gene Ontology annotation, biological process: carbohydrate metabolic process; chitin catabolic process.